This is a messenger RNA of Pollicipes pollicipes, 1653 nucleotides long. Its product is annotated as ABC transporter G family member 14-like. Lineage: Eukaryota; Metazoa; Arthropoda; Thecostraca; Pollicipedomorpha; Pollicipedidae. Gene Ontology annotation, molecular function: ATP hydrolysis activity; ABC-type transporter activity; ATP binding. Gene Ontology annotation, cellular component: plasma membrane. Gene Ontology annotation, biological process: transmembrane transport. The record is from RefSeq and is a predicted model, not a curated record.
AUGCGAAAUAACGAGCAAUCAACAAGAGCAGAUCCUCGCCGACAUCUCGGGCCACGCGCGGCCGGGCGAGGUGCUGGCUGUUUGGGGCCGAGCGGUUCGGGGAAGACAACGUUGCUGAACGUGCUGUCUGGCCGGCUGAAACCGGACUCGGGAGAGAUCCUGCUGAACGGGGAGCCGCUGACGAAGCGACUGAAGCGCAGUGUCUGCUACGUGCUCCAAGAAGACAUAUUUUUCGCGAACCUCACCCUAAGGCAAACCCUGACGUACGUGGCCCAGCUGCGGCUGCCUGAGCGGCUGAGCCGGGCCGAGAGGGAGCGUCAUGUCGACCACAUCAUCAGCAGUCUGGAGCUGGACCAGUGUCAGCACACCCAAAUAGGGGAGUACAUGAAAGGCGGCCUGUCCGGAGGCGAGAAGAAGAGAGCCAACAUCGGCUGUGAACUGCUAACUAAUCCAUCUAUCAUGCUCCUCGAUGAACCGAGCACCGGCCUGGACUCGAGCGCCACCUACAGCCUGAUCCGAAACCUCAAGGACUACGCCGUCAAGGAGCGCAAGACGAUCGUGCUCACCGUCCACCAGCCUUCUUCGCAGGUGUUCCACACGUUCGACAAGCUGCUGCUCCUCUGCGACGGGCAGAUGGCCUACUUCGGCGAGGCUGUCGACGUGGUGAACCACUUCGGCAGUCUUGGUCUGUUCAUCCAGCGCCACUACAACCCCGCCGACUUUGCCAUGGAGCAGGUGAAGCCGUCAUCACCCAGUCGACAGCUGGUGUUAUCGGCGGCGGCGGCGGCGGCGGCGGCAGAGACUCGUCUGCUCACCCGGCCAGAGACGCCCUACUCCAGCACGGACAGCCUGAGGUCCGGGGGGUCCGUGGACUCUGGUGAGCGGCCACCUCCUGACGCACUGCGGUCCUGGGGUCCUAAGUCAAGCAAGGGGUGGAGAAGCUCGACCCCCGACCGCUGGCCGACCAGCUUCUGGACACAGCUGAAGGUGCUGACAGCGCGGAACGUUCACGAGGCGCGGCCACGCGUGCUGAGCCAGCUGAACCUGUUGCUGACGGUGGUGCUGGCGCUGCUGGCCGGCCUGGUCUGGCUGCGCACCGAACGCUCCGAACAUGCUAUCGCUGACUUCCAGGGCUGGAUCUUCUUCUCCACCAACUACUGGAUGCUCUUCUCACUGUUUGGUGCACUCUUUGCCUUGCCCUCGCAGCAGAAAGUGGUGAACAAGGAGCGGGCGUCUGGGGCGUACCGGCUGUCGGCCUUUUACCUGGCACGGCUGGCUGGCGAGCUGCCGCUGCUGCUGGCGCCACCUGCCCUCUACUUCGUCAUCUCCUACCCCAUGCUGGGCGCCAGUUCGCCGCUCACGUUCGGUCUUCUUCUUCUGCUCCUGCUGCUCAACAGUGUGGUGGCAGAGAGCGUGGGUUUAUUUGUUGGCGUAGCCUGCAUGGACCUCCAGGUGGGCAACACGGUGGGCGCCAUCUUCACGUGCGGUGCCCAGCUGUUCAGCGGCUUCCUUUCCACGCACAUCCCCGGCUGGCUCGGCUGGAUGCGCUACCUGUCUGUGGUCUUCUACGCCUACCAGAACAUGCAUAUCGUCGAGUUCGGCAGUGGCGCGCCGUUCAGUACGAGCGCCGUGCUAGCACUGCGCUUCUGUUGA